Messenger RNA from Arachis duranensis, 1092 nucleotides. RefSeq lists its product as uncharacterized. Bases 1 to 1092 code for a protein of 363 amino acids. NCBI's taxonomy places the organism in Eukaryota, Viridiplantae, Streptophyta, Magnoliopsida, Fabales, Fabaceae. The transcript is spliced from 3 exons. The record is from RefSeq and is a predicted model, not a curated record.
AUGAGUGAAAGGUAUGAAGGGGAUUGGGUGGAUGAAAAGUAUGAGGGUUUUGGGGUGAAGACAUGGACAAGAGGGAGCAGGUAUAAAGGGCAGUUUAAGAUGGGAUUGAGGCACGGUUGCAGGGUUUAUAAAUUCUACACUGGGAAUGUUUAUGCCGGGGAGUGGUUGAGUAGGCAGAGCCAUGGCUGUGGAGUUCAUACUUGUGAUGAUGGGAGCAAGUAUGUUGGGGAGUACAAGUGGAGGAUUAAGCAUGGUCGUGGAUACUACCAUUUCAGUUUCUAUGGCUGGCGGGAAGAAAACUCUGGCUGGCUCAUCCAAGGAAGUGAUGAGGAUGGUGAGGACUCGUCGGCGACUCCUUCGGCGAGCCAGGACCGUGAGGUUACCGGGAAGGCAGUGGUCCGGCCGACGGGGUUGAUCAAGGUUGUCAGCAACCCUAAAAAAAGAAAACGUGACUCCGGGAAGACGCUUUCGGUCAUGGAGAAAAACUUUGAUGCUGGGGGUUUUAUUGAGUCCCAAUUGCUCCCCGACACCGAUGAGUUUUUCCGUGAUGCCGAUCUUUCCGGGCAGGCAAGGUGGAUCUAUCGCAGCCUUCUUCGAGCGGCAACUAUUGCGAAGAAGGUGGAGCCUAUUUUGGAAAAUUAUCACAACAUGGAGGUGAAGCUUCAGGACUCCCAAAAGGAUUUGACAGAUUCAAGGUCUCGGGAGGAGUCUUUGAAGACGAAGCUAUCCGAGCUAGAGGAGAAGUCCAAGGAGUAUGCCGAGGAAGCAAAUAGGUUGGUGGAGUGGGAUAUUGCUUUGAUGAAGGACUUAAACACCUCUCGUGGUGAGGCUGCCGCAGCUAAGAAGAAGGUUGAGGAGCUGGAGGGAAAACUUAAGUUAGCAGAAAGCUCGACAGAGGCUGCCCGUAAGGAUAUGGUUGCUUUGGAGAAGAAAAACAGGAAACUUGCACAGGGGGCUCGGGAGGCCGUAAAGUUGACCGAAGAAGGGAUUAAGCUUCAGGUAGCUGUGCUGGCUCCCGAUCUCAAUCUUUCCCAAGUUGGAGCUUUCAAGACUGUCGAGAAUGGGAAGAUCGUUGAUAUCUUGAAGUCCUGA